Molecule: messenger RNA, 3409 nt
Organism: Misgurnus anguillicaudatus (oriental weatherfish)
Lineage: Eukaryota; Metazoa; Chordata; Actinopteri; Cypriniformes; Cobitidae
Source: RefSeq, a predicted model, not a curated record
CCCUCCAGUGCUGUGAAGAUCACGUGAUCGCAGGGCGGCGCCGCAAAUACGAAACGACCAAUAGAAUCGCGCGCCUUGGGGAAGUUGCGGAUUUUGAAACGGCUGAAUAAGAAAACAUUUAACUCCACGUCGAAUUUAUCACCGUUUUCCGUCUUAAUUGUAUAGAGAUGGAUGAAGAAGAGAGCACAGAGCGACAGAUGCAGAUCGCCAUGCUGUGUCAAAGACUGGCAAAGAUGAAGCAGUUAUUCAAUGAUGAUGACACGGAUUACAUUAACCAGGCCAUCAGUUCAAACUCUCCUGACACCUGCCGGACAUUUCUGACCAAAAUGGAGAAGAAGGGCAAUCUUCAGACUGAUGCCAAUUUUCUCACCAAGCUCAUUGACUGCUACACUCGUGUCUUUUCCAGCAUGCCAUUGGGAAAGUACGGUCAAAACGAGAGCUAUGCCAAGAUGCUGGUCAGAUUUGCAGAGUUAAAAGCCAUCCAAGAUGUGGAUGAUGCUCAGGCUAGUUUUGAUAUAGCGAGGUCCCACUGCAAGGAUUUUGCUUUUGUCCACAUAGCUUAUGCUCAGUUUGAACUUUUACAAGGCAAUGUUAAGAAAUGCACUUUGAUUCUUCAAAAGGCUUUUGAAAUGAACGCAAAGCCGAGACGCGUUCUGGAAGCUGCCGUGCGAAAUCUAAAUUCAGGAAAACAGCAGCUCCUUUCUCAUGAAGAUAAAGAGAACGCAUCAGUGUCUGCCCAUGAAAGCAGCUCCAGGAGAUCAGAUGGAACGUGUGACCUACAGACUGGAUAUAGUUUUUCUCAGGGGAAUGAUCAAAAGUUCAGUCCACAGGAUGAGAACAUACCUGUUUGGAGAUCAGGGUCACAGCAAAGAAGAGUUGUCAUGGCUGAUAGAUUACCCAUGGGACCUCUGUCCAUACCUGAAAAUGAGAGCAGCGACUCUGAGAGCGUUCAGAAACCAGAAGCUUCUUCCUCCAGAAGCAGACAAACACAAGGUUCAAGUGUCCGCUCCACCCUUCAGUUGUGUCCCUCAAAGAAAGGCACUCCAGAUGGAGACUCCUACAGUUUAUUAAACCUAAAGCCACCUGUAAUAAGUCCAGAUCAUCAUAGAGAAGACAUUGAAGAGGUGGACACGAUCACAGCACUUCUGCACAAACCAGAAAGAAGAGAGGCUUCUAGAAUGGAAGAUACCGUUGACAUCAACCAGAUCAUCAGCUCCAACUCUCCUGAAGGUUGUCAGAUAUUCCUGAAAAACCUUGAAAAGAAAGGAGAUCCUAAAUCAGACCCAGCGUUUCUCUCCAGACUUUUGGACUGCUACUCUAAAGUGUUCGCCAAAUUUCCCCUGGCAAAGCAUUGCAAGACUGAAUGCUAUGCCCGAAUGCUUGUGCGAUACGCUGAGCUGAAAGGAGUUGAAGAUCCAGAGGAAGCUCAAGAUCAUUUCAGUAUUGCCCGUUCACACUGUAAAGCUUUCGCUUUUGUACAUAUUGCACACGCUCAGUUUGAGCUCUCCCAAGGCAAUUUACGGAAGAGUAAUUUGAUUCUUCAGAAAGCCCUGAGUUCAAAUGCACAGCCAACUGAAGUGCUUCAUACUGCAGUCACAAAUCUGAACUCUGGCAGAACUCGACUGCUUUCUGCCGAGGAGGAAGAGAGCACUCACGGUACUGUAGAAGCACCAAGAACCAGAAAGGAUGUUGAAAAUCCUGUAAGGGUUCCCGAGAUGCCACAAAAGCCCCCUGCCAAAGAGCCUUCAUCUGAAUGGAAGAUUCCUGCUCUCAUUAACAGACAUUCAUCUCCAGAGGAGCGCAAGCCUCCCGCAGACCCCGUUCCCACACCAUCCUCUCAUCAUGCUGUGAGAACACCAGCGCCCCCUCGAUUACAACCGACUCUGAACUUUCAGACACCCAACUAUAAAGACCCAAAUGCAAACAGUUUUGUCACUCCUGUGGUGAAGCAGAGGCCAGUGGUCGUUUCUGUUCCAUCUACACUUCAGAAAAUGGGUAACACUCAGUUGCCUUGCACUCCAAAAAACCAAGUGUCCUACGUCCAGCAGCCAUCACAGACACCGGCCUCUGCUUUCUCAAAUGAAAGCAUCACAAUCAAGGGCAAACAGUUCUUCAUUUUUAAGAUGAUCGGGCGAGGUGGAUCCAGUAAGGUCUAUCAGGUAUUUGAUCAUAAGAAGCACACAUACGCCCUAAAAUACGUCAAUCUUGAGGAGGCCGAUGCGCAGGCGGUGGAAAGCUACAAGAAUGAGAUUGAGCACUUGAAUCAUCUUCAACAGUACAGUGAUCAGAUCAUCAAACUCUAUGACUAUGAAAUCACCAGCAGUUACAUUUAUAUGCUCAUGGAGUGUGGCCACCUGGAUCUCAACACGUGGUUGCGCAACCGCAAGACCGUCAACCCGCUGGAUAGGAAGUGUUACUGGAGGAAUAUGCUGGAGGCUGUGCACACUAUUCACAAACAUGGUAUCGUUCACAGUGAUUUGAAGCCGGCAAAUUUUGUGAUUGUCGAUGCUUCACUGAAGCUAAUAGACUUUGGAAUCGCCAACCGCAUUCAACCCGAUGUGACCAGCAUCAUGAAGGACUCACAGGUGGGGACACUAAACUACAUGCCACCAGAAGCCAUUAAAGACACUUCUUCUAAUGGAAGGCCAGGGUCAAAGAUCAGUCCUAAAGGGGACGUGUGGUCACUCGGUUGUAUCCUAUAUUGUAUGACUUAUGGAAAGACUCCGUUCCAGAACAUCACCAAUCAGAUAUCCAAAAUUCAUGCCAUCAUUGAUCCGUCCCACGAGAUCGAAUUUCCAGAUAUUCCGGAAAAAGACUUGCUUGACGUGCUUAAGAGGUGUUUAGUUCGUAAUCCUAGAGAAAGGAUUUCCAUAGCAGAGCUCCUAGAUCAUCCGUACUUACAGUUGCAGUUACAGCCACAGCCUGAGUCAGCAGAACCAUGUAACAGUGAUUUAAAGAGAAUACUGAAUGAACUGGCGGCUCUUCAGUCACCCAACAGUAUCGCCCGAGCUGCCAGUAACCUUGCCAGGAUGUGCAACAGUGGAAAGAAAUUGGAUGUUUCUGAAUGUGUGAAAACGACCAGUCAGACGCUGUGGAAAUAAAACUGAUGCUACUGUGAAGGUCGUCCUCCAUGGCACUUGGAGAUAACAGGUCCUGGAUCUCAAAGCAGGACUUGAAGCCACUAUUCAUGAUUUCAAAGCUUACAAGCUGCUGAGCCAUUUGUUUAAUUUUUCACUUUAGAUAAGCUCUAAAGCUUCAUGUAUGAUCACUAUGCCACUUGUCACCUUGUUCUAGGUGUGUCAAUGUUUUACUCCUAUCCCUCCUGAACUCUUUCUUUUUUAUUUGACUAUAUUGAUACAUUCUAAGAAACAAUGACAUAACAAAUAAACCUUUCUAUGUAUAUUCUGAA